Molecule: messenger RNA, 2370 nt
Organism: Didymodactylos carnosus
Lineage: Eukaryota; Metazoa; Rotifera; Eurotatoria; Philodinida; Philodinidae
Source: the annotation of a GenBank genome assembly
AUGACAUCUGUCGCCGGACAUGUGUUUGGUAUUGAUUUUGUGCCGAGAUACAACAAUUGGGAUAAAGUAGAUCCUGCCGAAUUAUUCAGUGCUGAGACAUUGAAAAAAGAAGCGACUCCCAAUCAUAAGAUGCCCGCAUUUUUAGAAAAAGAAGCCCGUGGUUGCGAUGUUAUUGUAUUAUGGUUAGAUUGUGAUAAGGAAGGAGAAAAUAUUUGUUUUGAAGUUAUUGAUUGCAUCCAACCUGUUAUUGAUCCACGAGCAAAGAUUUACCGUGCAAAAUUUAGCUCAAUCACUGAUAAAGAUAUAAGACAAGCAUUUACAACAUUGGGUUAUCCAGAUAAAAAUCAGUCAUUAGCCGUUGAUGCUCGACAAGAACUUGAUCUUCGUAUUGGAUGUGCCUUCACACGAUUUCAAACAAAAUUUUUUCAAGGCAAGUAUGGGGAUUUGGACAGCAGUUUAAUCUCUUAUGGUCCUUGUCAAACGCCAACGUUAGCGUUUUGUGUUGAUCGUUACGAUAAAAUGCAAUCAUUUCAAUCCGAACCUUAUUGGUUGUUGAUAGUAGAAAUAACACAUAAAGGUGGAAAAACAAUGCGUUUACGGUGGGAGCGUGGACACUUGUUUGACAAAGAAAUUGCCUACCUUUUUCUUAAUACUGUUAAAGCAUCAAAUAACGUUCGUGUUGUUUCUGUUUCAACUCAACAGAAACAUAAAGGACGUCCUAAUGCAUUGAAUACAGUUGAGCUUCUUAAAGUUGCGAGUGCUGGUCUUGGUAUGAGUCCUCAUCAUGCAAUGCAAAUCGCUGAACGCCUAUACACUCAAGGUUUUAUUAGUUAUCCAAGAACGGAAACAACCCAAUAUGCUGAGAAUGCUGAUUUACGUGGAGUUUUACGCGAGUUAUCCAAAACUACUGGUGCUGAUUGGAAUAUACAUAUUCAAAGUUUAUUGUCUGAUGGAAAAUUUCAACAUCCAAAGAAAGGAAAAGACGUUGGAGAUCACCCUCCCAUUACACCUGUACGAGCAGCAAAUCAAUCUACGUUGACCGGAGACUAUUGGCGUGUGUAUGAUUACAUCGCAAGACACUUCAUAGCCACAGUUAGUCCAGAUUGUAUUUAUGAAGAAACAACAGUGUACUUUGAAAGUGCCAAUGAAUCGUUUACAUUUACUGGAAAAAAUGUCAUUGAACCCGGUUAUACGGCUAUUAUGUCGUGGAAGAAAAUUGUCGAUGAUGAAGCGAUACCACCUUGUGCAAAUGGUGAUAUAUAUCCAAUAUCAGAUAUAAAACUAGAUGAACGACACACAUCACCACCAGAUUAUUUGACCGAAAGUGAAGUCAUAACAUUGAUGGAAAAACAUGGCAUUGGAACAGAUGCUAGUAUACCGGUGCAUAUAAAUAACAUAUGUGAAAGAAACUAUGUCAAAGUCGAUUCUGGACGACGACUUGUUCCAACAACACUCGGAAUUGUUUUAGUGCACGGAUAUCAGAAAAUAGAUCCGGAAUUAUCGUUACCGCACAUGCGUUCCUCAGUCGAGACAGAAUUGAACGAAGUAAGUUUUAUAAUGUGCAACGUUAAUUAUCAACAUGUAUUAACACACGUCCUUAAAAUAUUUGAACAAAAAUUUCAUUAUUUCGUGCAAAAUAUACAAGGAAUGGAUUCACUAUUCGAAGACUCUUUUUCACCAUUAUCAGCGAGUGGAAAACCAUGGUCAAGAUGUGGAAAAUGUCGACGGUAUAUGAAAUUAAUACAGUCAAAACCAAAUCGUUUACAUUGCGAAAAUUGUAAAGAUACGUAUAAUUUACCACAAAAUGGUCUUAUUAAACCAUAUAAAGAAAUUAAAUGUCCAUUAGAUGAAUUUGAACUCGUUUUGUACGCGUCAAACAAAGGCAAAAAUUUUUCAUUAUGUCCAUAUUGUUUCAAUAAUCCUCCAUUUAAUGAUAUGAAAAAAGGUCAAGGUUGUAAUGAAUGUACACACCCAACAUGUCGAAAUGCGUUUAGUCAACUUGGUGUUUGUGCUUGUUAUAUAUGUCAACGUGGAAUAUUUGUAUUGGAUAAUUCCACGGCACCAAAAUAUCGUCUAGCGUGCAACAAAUGUCAGUUUAAUAUUGUUUUGCCCGAUGCUAUAUUAAAAGUCCAAGUUAAAGAUCAUUAUUGUCCGCAGUGUGAUUCUGCUCUGUUAGAUAUUGAAUUUCAGAAAAGAACAACAAAUUAUAUGGAAAAUGCAAGAGGAAAUGCUGCUCGUGGUGGUUAUGGAGAUCGAGGUGGUUAUCAAAGAGGAAGAGGCGGUUCGCGUGGCGGAAGAGGACGAGGACGUGGUGGUAGAGGACGAGGCUCUAGUCGAGGACGCUCUCGUGGAAGAUCCGGAAAUCGAUAA